Messenger RNA from Trypanosoma cruzi, 753 nucleotides. RefSeq names its product thioredoxin, putative. Gene Ontology annotation, cellular component: cytoplasm. The record is from RefSeq and is a predicted model, not a curated record. Gene Ontology annotation, molecular function: oxidoreductase activity, acting on a sulfur group of donors, disulfide as acceptor. The coding region runs from base 1 to 753 and encodes 250 amino acids. The transcript has a single exon. NCBI's taxonomy places the organism in Eukaryota, Euglenozoa, Kinetoplastea, Trypanosomatida, Trypanosomatidae.
AUGAAGGUUGCAGUUGGGUUUCUACAACACUGCCUGGUACGGCGUCGCACCGGUACUUCUGUCACAACCGUUUUUAGUACGGCCCCAGCGGCAUCGUUGUCAUCAUGGACGUGCGCAACGCGUCGACACAUUGCCACCUUCAAGGGCCAUUCACGGGAAUUCUUGGACGAGGUCAACAGGGAGAAGGUGGCAUUGGUGUACUUUUAUGCGCCGUGGCGUGAACCGCGCAAUCGCGUCUAUGUCAAACUGGAAGCGUUUUUGAAUAAAGGGCGCCCCGCGGUGCGAGGAGGUUCCGAGGCCACAUCGUCAACUAGCCUUGCAUCAUCAUCAUUAUCAACACAGUCAGCAGCAGCAGCAUCGCCCUCAAGGGAUCCGGCAGCAGAAGGGACUUUACAACCCGGUGCCUUGGCUGACCCCAAGUCACGGGUGGACCCAGAGGUGCUGCUGAAGAGUGUGCGUGAAUUUUGCAUGCGGGCGCGGGCGAACGGCAGGACUGUGCGCAUCAUUCCCGUCAAUACCGACGAGAACCCCAAGUUGGGGGCUCUGCAUGACAUCCGCAGCGUUCCAACGUUUGUGACGUACCGCGAUGGUCGCAUCGUGGGGCGUGUCGAGGGCUUCAGUGAAGAUCAGAUAGAGCAGCUCGUAAAGGAACUGCUGCAGGAGGACUCUGGCGACACGCCGGUGACCGAUCAAGCGAAGAGGAAUUGGAAGCCAAAAGAGUGCGAGGAAACAAAAAAAGGGGAGAAAAAGUAA